AGCCAUUUUUAAAAACGACUAGAAAAGUGCUAGGCCUACAACGACAUGGGCAUGUAUUUUGUGUGUUCUACACCGUAUUAUACUAUAUAUUUGUGUCUGUGACAUACAUAUGGGACAUAUAUUGCAUACAUGAUACGUAGACAUCGUUGUAAUGACCUGUCAACCUCUUGAGUGUUUUUUCAAGCAUAUUUCGUUGCGCCCGGAUUUCGGGCGGAAACUGCAUCAGAGAAUUACUGCUUCGGAAAUAAGAGGUCGCAGUCGGCAAAAUAAUAUCCGAUAGAAAAAGAGCCGACCAGCGGCCUCUUGUGUUAUAGGAGUAAACUCGCGCUAUUCGACUUCGACACGAUCAUUGAAAACUGCAAACGUGAAAAUGACGCAGCUUAAACAUAGAAUGCGGAAGUAAAUCAACAAGAGAAUAGCAUCAAAAAUGGCUGCCCAGUAUCAGUUUUCCAAGGAAACUGUCAAUUUCAUGCAAAUCACUAGAGCAUUACUCGAUGUAGUCCCAGAUGUCUUUAGAAAAUUACUCCUCUCUCGUCUGCCACCCUCAGGACUUGGCCCUGUUCUUUGGAACAAAAAGGGACAGAUCCUCUCUUUGUUGACAAACCAGCAGAAGAAGAUGCUGUUCCCCCAAGGUGGAGUGUUUGCAGGGUCAUUAAAGGAUUUAGAUACAUCUCUUCUCUAUAUCCUGCUUAGGAACCUUGGAAACAUUCCACCUCACCAGAACGGUUGGGGGAGAGUUCCAAAUGUGGCAGACAGAUCACUUUCAGCCAACAUAGCCCGUCUGCGUAUUCAACGUAACGAAGCUUUUGCAUACACAAACACUGCCUCCCUUUCUGAUGAAGAUUUAAAGAUAAGAUGGGCCGUUAUCAGGCAAAGUGUGGAAGACAUAGAGAAUAAUGCAUUUUCGACAAGGACAUUUGUAGCGGAGCUAGAUAGUAUACUAACCAUGACAGUUGACUCCAGCACAGAGAAGAAUUUUAAUGUUCUUGCAAAGGAGCUUGAAGCAUCAAAAAUGGCUGCCCAGUAUCAGUUUUCCAAGGAAACUGUCAAUUUCAUACGAAUCACUAAAGCAUUUGUCGGUGUAGUCCCAGAUGUCUUUAGAGAAUUACUCCUCUCUCGUCUGCCACCCUCAGGACUUGGCCCUGUUCUUUGGAACCAAAAGGGACAGAUCUUCUCUUUGUUGAAUAACCAGCAGAAGAAGAUGCUGUUCCCCCAAGGUGGAGUGUUUGGAGGGUCAAUAAAGUAUUUAGAUAUAUCUCUUCUCUAUAUCCUGCUUAGGAACCUUGGAAACAUUCCACCUCACCAGAACGGUUGGGGGAGAGUUCCAGAUGUGGCAGACAGAUCACUUUCAGCCAACAUAGACCGUCUGCGUAUUCAACGUAAUGAAGCUUACGGACACGCAAAAGCUGCUUCCCUUUCUGAUGGAGAUUUAAAGAUAAGAUGGGCCGUUAUCAGGCAAAGUGUGGAAGACAUAGAGAAUAAUGCAUUGUCAACAAUGACAUUUGUAGCGGAGCUAGAUAGUAUACUGACCAUGACAGUUGACUCCAGCACAGAGAAGAAUUUUAAUGUUCUUGCAAAGGAGCUUGAAGAAAAAAAUGAGGAACAACAGCAGCAGGAAUUUACUGCGAGAAUAUCUGAGAAUGAGGACAGACCCUGUAAUAUCACUAUCACUGUCAUUGGUCACAAAGGCGUUGGGAAAUCCUGUUUUGUCAAACAAAUCAAGGAAGAAUACAUUCUAGAAGGCGGGCCUGGCUCGACGGAUACCGCAGAUUUGUAUGUGAACUAUUUAGCCUUCAAUCCGAACACCCGUUUUCGAAAGAAACUUGAUGAAAAUGGCGAAGUAGAGACUGGUCGCCAACGACUGAAAAGGAUCAUAGAUCGAUACCGAAAGGGAGAUAAUCUGGAUAUACAAAAACCAGUACAAACAGAACCUGCAACAGUGGUCGCAUCUGUAUCUAUGUCACCUUCCCAGUCAUCACCUAUGAAAAUCUCAGAGGUUCAACGGAAACGAAAAUCACUUGCGAAUUCUUCUCAUUCAGAGGAAAUUAAGCAUGUUAAGCUAUCUUCUGAACACAGAAAUGUUAUAGAGGAGGUAAUGCACACUGAAAUAGAAGAAAGUGAUAAACAGAUGAAGGGCUUCAUCACAAUCUAUGACUUCGGAGGAGAGAAAGUGUUCUACAACACUCAUCACUGUUUCAUGUCAAGCAACAUGGUCUUUGUCCUGGUGUUCGACGUGGCGAUGUGCCUAGAUACAAACAGAUCCAAGGAUGGCUACGAAAGUAUCGAAAACUGGCUGAGGUCAAUUGCAACCUAUGCUGUUGACAAAGCAGCCCAUGGUGAAGGGACCCCUCCAGUAAUAAUAGUUGGCUCCCACCUGGAUGAAGUUUCCCCUGAUGAAAAAGAACAGGAAGAGGCAUUUUCUGCCGUGCUGGAAGAGCUGUAUAAGAACCCUCAACUACGAGAAAUCAUGGAAAUCCACGUGCAGGAAAUGUAUCCCAUCGCCAAUCUCAAUGAUUCUUCAAAACAUAAAAGAUUAUUUGAGUUGGUUUGGCAGAAGAUUAUAGAUGUUGCUCCCCUUCAGUCUCAGUGGGAGAAACCUGUUCCUGCAAGAUGGAUGGCCUUCGAACAUUACCUAGUGAAACGGAAACGUAAGAAUACAGGGAGCGUUAUUCUUACGUAUGAAGAAUUAUUGGAAAUCAACCGGGAGUCAGCAGUACCAUUAGCUGAACAUGAGAUAUUGGACUUCUUAAAAAAUCUGAGAUUGGUCGGGCCUUUUCUCUGUUUUGAGCUUCAUGGCAAGAGACCAUUUAUUGUACUUCAUCCGCAGUGGAUAGUAGACGCAUUCAAAGCGAUCAUCACUGCUCCGGAUUUCACGGUCGGCUUGUCAAUGAAGCUAAAACUUCAGUGGAAACAAUUUCAGAAAUCAGGUGAAAUAAAAAUUGACUUAAUCCAAAAACUGUGGGAGCGUCACAAGGACAGCAGCUUCCUUUCGAACUUUGAAACACUCUACAGUGUCAUGGAAACACUUGGUCUGCUGGCAAACCCAUUGUCAGAUAAUGAGAAAGUUGAAUACUUCAUAGUGCCAAGUAUGCUCAGAACGGCAGAUCCAAACAUAAUUCAACCAAUUCUCAAUCAUGCUGACACUGUCACCACUGUAACCCUUUGUCUCAAGUUUGACAACCCUUUCAUCCCACAGGCUGUGUGGGACAAGAUGAUUGCCGCCUGUAUCCAUAAGUUCAGGCCACUAAAUGAGCAUGGUCAUGACGGGUCAAAUUUUAUCCAGCGCAGUUUUGUCUGUCUGUCUGUGGACUCUCUGUGGAACAUGAUUAUCAAUUGCAGCGAAAAUAUCAUGAAAAUUACAAUGUUCAAGAAGGAUACUGAUAAAUCGGUACCAACAGGAGCUGGAGUUAAACUACUCGGUGAUCUACAAUUUCAUCUCAAAAGGAUUUUGGAGUUGAAUCACCAGAGUCAUCUCAAAUACCAAUUCUACCUGCACAAUGACUACCGCUUUACAGCCAAAGACAAGAUGGUGAAGGCAGACGAUCUGAUACAGACCCCACGCCUUCAAUGUCACAGUUUAAAUGAGACUCAAUGGAUAGAAAGAGAGCACUACCACAUCUGGUUCAAAUGCCCAGAUCAAAAGAAUUCAAUGAAUGAGACUAGAAUAAAAGAAAUACAUGCUGAAAUGAUCAGGAAACUAUCAGCAUGGAUUGAUCUGCGAUUACCUGAAACAUGGAAAACCUUCCAGACAUGUAUCACCCCCUAUUUGGAUCAUGUAGACGUUUAUGGUUCCCAGAUAAAAUGUUUAGACGAUAUCUGUAGGACACUGAUAGGCAAUGGAAGUAUUGGUUAUGGAAAAUAUGACAAGUUACGGUCUGUGGCAGAGAAAAUACAUGACGAGGCUGUUAAAAUCAUUGAUGAAGCUUCAUCAGAGAUUAACGAUAUCCAGGGCUUUGUGUUUCACGAUCAACCCCAAACUCUGGGUUGAGAUAUUGCUAAUGAGGAAUCUACCUGUACAUUGGCUCAAAGUGAUGUUACUACCGCUGAUGACUUCCUUGAGGAUUCGGGUACAUGGGUGUUGGCAGAUGCAUCCCCAAGUGUUAA
Molecule: messenger RNA, 4104 nt
Organism: Pecten maximus
Lineage: Eukaryota; Metazoa; Mollusca; Bivalvia; Pectinida; Pectinidae
Exons: 10
Coding region: 428-3988 (1186 amino acids)
Source: RefSeq, a predicted model, not a curated record